UAAUGGUAAAUGCUAAUUGCCUAUUGGUAUUGAAUAUUUACUACUUACUGUAGUUACUACUACUAAUUGAGUAUGAGUAUUUUAAAUCGUCUACAUUCAAUAGUCCGAACUCCAAAAUUUCAUACAUUUUGAAACUUUUAUUUGACCGAUUGUCGACAGACAUAAUAUUAUAUUCCUGAAUCCCGAUGUAGCGAUUUUCAUUAAUUGUCGUUGUAGUGUUUGUACAUUUAUUUCAUAUUUUUAUUUAUCAAAUUUAUUUUUCAAUGAUUAUUAUUGCAAGUGCUUACAUGAAUUUUACGAUUGGAUAAUUUGUAUUUUGUUGAAAUUAAUAUCAAAUUUUUCUUUUUAGUUAGAUAAUAUCUUCUUAUAGAUAAAAGAUUAUCUACUGCACUCUGCAGUAUUUAUAUUAAGAUUCAAGAUAUAUACUAUAUUUUAGUUCAUGAUUAAUAUUAUAUUUUAAUUAAUAUUAUAAGACAAUUACUACAAUUAUUAUAUAAAACAGUAAUACAUAGUACAUAGUAGUAAUUUAAAUCAUGUUGAACAUUUUAAGAAGUAGAUUUUCUCCUUUCAUGGUACAAAUGCACUACUUUUCAUCUGGGACAGUAGUAAACAAACAGCUCACAAAGACAACGAAACCUAUGAUACUUUAUAAUACCAAAUCAAACUUAUGUUCACUUAUUCAAAAUCGCAGUUUUGCUGGUACAUCUCCACCAUUAAUUACAGAUAUUAAUUAUGAAAGAUUUAAAAAGUUUAUUAACCAAAAUGAAGUGUUAAUUAUUGAUGUACGUACUAAAGAAGAAUUAGCUGCGACAGGAGUUUUACCAAAUAGCUAUAAUAUUCCACUCGAUGAGUUAAGUACUGCAUUUGAAUCAACACCAGACAAGUUUUUAGAAAUGUACAAUAUUCCUAAGCCAGAUAAAGAUCAAAAAAUCGUUUUUUCUUGUGCCAAGGGAAUAAGAAGUUUAAAAGCAUGCCGUUAUGUUGCAGACUUGGGUUAUAAAAAUCUUUUCAAUUACACUGAAGGAUGGUUUGGAUGGGAGUCACACAAAUGAAUAAAAAAUGCCUUUUAUAUGUGUAUGGCCAGCAAUGUAUCAUUUAAGGUUUAAACCAUUACUGUUCACUCACCUUUUCAUAAAAGAAAUUCUGACAAAAAUUGUUUAAAUUCAUUGGAGAUAAGUACAGUGCUAAUUGCAAAGUAAUUUAUGUUAUUGUGACAUUAAAUAAGUGAUUUAGUAGAUAUCUGUAUAACAAUAUAAAAUCAUAUUAAUAUUAUCACAUAGACUAAUGAUGUAUAACCAAAAAUGGUGUUUGAAUAUUUUCAGAACGGAGACAGUAAAUAUUGCUUUAGACUAACAUCAUACUUUAGUCUGUAUAAAUAAUAAUUUGUUUGAUAUAAAACUAACGUUUAUUUAUAUAUUUUUAAUUUACAGAAGAAAAUUAUAAUAGCAUUUAUUUGUAUGACCGUAUCGGUAUUGACGUACUGUACUGUAAGGAUAAAUUAAAGCCUUGCAUUAACAUAAUUAUAUAAUUAUUAAUUUAUAUGUAUCACAAUAUUACAAUAAUAAUUUGAUUAUAUUAAUAUUUA
This is a messenger RNA of Metopolophium dirhodum (rose-grain aphid), 1585 nucleotides long. RefSeq names its product rhodanese domain-containing protein CG4456-like. The record is from RefSeq and is a predicted model, not a curated record. Gene Ontology annotation, molecular function: thiosulfate-cyanide sulfurtransferase activity. Gene Ontology annotation, cellular component: mitochondrion. The transcript has 5 exons. The coding region runs from base 534 to 1052 and encodes 172 amino acids. Lineage: Eukaryota; Metazoa; Arthropoda; Insecta; Hemiptera; Aphididae.